CUUGUCUUAUAGUUAAAAAUAAAAAGCGUCUGUCGUUGCCAUGAUUGACGAUGUGUUAGCAGCCUUGCUAUAAUAUGUUAAGUGGUCUAAUUUUUAGAGGCUGUACGAGUGCUCGAAAACUAAAAGCGAUAUUGACCACUCAUACGAAGAUGAGACGCCACUCUACGUGAGGAAAGUGCUGGAUCAAGGUGAUCUUGAAAAAGCAGAAGAGCCCAGUACGGAAUCGAUGGAUACGAGCGUUGAAUGCUCGACUUCAAAUGGGAGAAAACGGGAAACCGGAGAUGUAUCACUGAUGCCAGAGAAGAAAAAAGCAAGAAAAGAACAAGAUGUUGAACAGUGUCCACCAGGAAAAACACCGUGCAAGUAA
Molecule: messenger RNA, 367 nt
Organism: Angiostrongylus costaricensis
Lineage: Eukaryota; Metazoa; Nematoda; Chromadorea; Rhabditida; Metastrongylidae
Source: the annotation of a GenBank genome assembly